Molecule: messenger RNA, 889 nt
Organism: Dictyostelium discoideum AX4
Lineage: Eukaryota; Evosea; Eumycetozoa; Dictyosteliales; Dictyosteliaceae
Exons: 5
Biological process (GO): DNA recombination; DNA integration; DNA transposition
Molecular function (GO): nucleic acid binding; nuclease activity; hydrolase activity
Source: RefSeq, a predicted model, not a curated record
AUGAUAGAAUAUUUUAUCCCCAUUUUUUUAAAUGGUCACGAAGAGUUACUUAAAUCCGAAAAGAAAGUUUUUACAACCAAUGAUGGCCAAACCAUUUCAUCUAGUGUCCUCCGUAAGGUCAUUAAUGAUGUUGAGUUUUCAAACCAUUGGGACGAGAUGCAUAAAGGUCAUAUUGGAAGAGAUGCCACUUACCAAAAAUUCAAGUCAAUGUAUUUUUGUACUGGUAUGUGGGUAAUGGUUGAUAAUGCAGUCAAGCAAUGUGAUAUAUGCCAAAGAAACAAAAUUAAGGGUAUCAAUAAAGAAUAUGUUGCAAUUGAAGAUACUGAAGAGUAUUCAAGAAUGGUUUUUGAUUUAACAUCUUUAAAAGGAGAGCAUAGAAAUAAUGAUAUCAUUAUAGAAUCUACCGAUAGAUUCUCUUCUAAUUGGGAAACUAUCAAAAAUGAUAAUGUAAAAGAAGCAAACGAUUCACACAUUGUCUAUAUUCUUAUUUGUGUCGAUUCUUUCACAAAAUUUGCAACUGGAAGAUGUCUUACAUAUAAAAAAGCAGUUCCAAUUUACAAUUUUUUGGCCAUUACAUACAAAGAUAAACUUAUCAAGAAGUGGCAUUGCGAUAAUGGAAAGGAAUUCAAAAACAAAGUGUUUGAUCAAUUUCGCGAGUUUGCAUUUCUUUCAUCCAAAGCUGCUCAUGGAGCACUUCGUACACCAACAACUCAAGGAAUGGUGGAAAGAGUAAAUCAAGAAAUUAAAAAAUUAAUAAGAAAUUUUCAAAAGGAAGACUCUUAUUUAGAAUUAGGCCUUGGAAGUAUAUGUAAUAGAAAACACAGAGCUAUCGGCAUGUCACCUUAUCAAGCAAUCGGAAUUAAACCAUUAUUUCAAACAUGCUACAUUA